Molecule: messenger RNA, 1002 nt
Organism: Ylistrum balloti
Lineage: Eukaryota; Metazoa; Mollusca; Bivalvia; Pectinida; Pectinidae
Product: collagen alpha-1(XXV) chain-like
Exons: 4
Coding region: 1-1002 (333 amino acids)
Source: RefSeq, a predicted model, not a curated record
AUGGUGUAUGGUGCGGUUUUUAUAAUGGUGUUGGCUGUGACAUUUGCCAUCAAUGAUCAACAGGAUGUGAAAUAUGAAACCCUUCAAACUGAAGUGUCGGCUUUGAAGAAAUUCAUGGCGACGAUGAAUAUCGAAUUGGAAAAUAUUCGCAAACAGUAUGACAAAGUAAAUGAAGAUUUGAAGAUUGUCAGGAGUAAACAGAGGAUUGUGGACAUAUAUAUGUUAUUGAAAUCAGAAGAAAAAUAUCAAUACCCGUACAAAGACCAGGGGGAGGUAACUCAUAGCAAGCGAUCUGGAGGAACAGUUUACCAUCCUUCUUUUCAUUUGUCUAAUGUUUGGACAGGAUCAAAAGGUUCCGGGCAAAAAGGCGAAAAGGGUGAUUCGGGCAUAAAGGGGACUAAAGGGGAUAAUGGAAUACCAGGUUUCCAGGGACCAAAAGGAGCUACAGGGCCGACGGGACAUACCGGGUCGCCUGGUACGGCGGGGCAAAAGGGGGAUAUAGGGAAUACCGGGGCUACAGGACAAAAAGGGGCCAUGGGAAGAACAGGGGCAUCCGGGCCGAGGGGACUUCCUGGAAUACGUGGUACUACAGGACAAAAGGGAGAUACUGGAAUACCAGGGACUACGGGGCUUAAAGGUCAAAUUGGAUCACCUGGUCCUUCUGGACCGAAAGGGGACUUAGGAGUGAGAGGUGCUACUGGACCGAGGGGGCCUACUGGAGCAACAGGUACGAAAGGGCAGAAGGGUACAACCGGGAGAACAGGGGGUACGGGACAUAGAGGUUACACUGGAUCGCCUGGUGCUCCGGGACUGAAAGGGGACAUUGGAAUCAAAGGAACUAGCGGACCGAGAGGAAGAACUGGAAUUGCGGGUACUAAAGGACAGAAGGGGGCAACCGGAAGAACAGGGGCUACAGGAUCGAGAGGGAGGUCAGGAGCGAAGGGACAAAAAGGAGACACCGGAAGCCAAGGAAUACCACACAGAGGUAUAAAUGCAAUUUAA